Molecule: messenger RNA, 3276 nt
Organism: Neltuma alba
Lineage: Eukaryota; Viridiplantae; Streptophyta; Magnoliopsida; Fabales; Fabaceae
Product: probable leucine-rich repeat receptor-like serine/threonine-protein kinase At3g14840
Exons: 23
Coding region: 6-2987 (993 amino acids)
Biological process (GO): protein phosphorylation
Molecular function (GO): ATP binding; protein kinase activity; protein binding
Source: RefSeq, a predicted model, not a curated record
GAAGCAUGAUGAAGAUAAGUUUCCCCCAUCAUCAUCAUCAUCAUCUCCUCCUCUUUCUCUUGAUCUCUCUUUUCUGGGCUUCCUCUGCAUUUGGAGCCACCAAGAUACAUCCAUCUGAAAUGGAAGCUCUGAAAGACAUAGCUAAGACUCUGGGAAAGGAAGAUUGGAACUUCGACGUAGAUCCCUGCGAUACUUCUGAUCCUGCCUUCAGUCAAACCAACUGGUUUACGGCGUACCCAGUGGAUACAGAAAGUCAAAACGCUGUCGCUUGCAAUUGCGCCGUUGCCCCUGAUGACGCCUUUUGUCAUGUUGUCAACAUAACUCUGAAGAAACAAAGUCUGCCGGGCAAGCUCCCUCCAGAACUUGUCAGAUUACCUUACCUUUCCGCAAUCGACCUGAGCCGCAACUACCUUAGCGGUUCAAUCCCUUUAAGUUGGGCCUCCCUUAAUCUUCGGCACAUAUCUCUUCUUGGUAAUCGACUAACCGGUAAAAUCCCAGUGGAGCUUGCGAAGAUCACUACUCUGCAACGUCUGGUCCUUGAGUUCAAUCAAUUUUCUGGGAAUCUUCCUCCUGAGCUUGGCAAUCUUCUCCAAAUUGAAGGACUGGUUCUUACCUCCAACAAUUUCACUGGAGACAUACCUCCAACUUUCGCAAAGCUUACUAAUUUGACGGAUAUAAUGGUUCAUGGGACUGGUUUGAGUGGACCGAUUUCUGGAAUUUCAUUUCCUGAAAACGUAGAGGACUUGAGGAUAAGUGACUUGAAUGGACCUGAUUCAACUUUUCCCGAGCUCAGAAACUUGACAAAAUUGAAAACAUUGAUAUUGAGGAGUUGCAAUAUCAAUGGGAAAAUACCUACCUAUCUCUGGAGAAUGGGAAAUUUAAAAACCUUAGACCUGAGCUUUAACAAAUUGCAAGGAAAAAUUCCAGAUGAGUUUGCUCACCUGUCACAAUUGGAUUACAUGUAUUUAACUGGAAAUCUUCUUGAUGGACCUUUGCCUAAGUUGAAAGUUGAAUACAUUGAUCUUUCAUAUAACAACUUUAACAGUGGAAAUGCUGGGGAGAAGAAUUGUGAUCAGCCAAAAGUGAACCUUUUUGGAGACCCUUUGAUGGCCAAUGACUCAGGGUCUGUUACUUGUAUGAGAAGCACUUGUUCUCAAACCUGGUACUCUGUCAAUAUAAAUUGCGGUGGAGAUCAGGCAGCCAUUGGACAUACAAUGUAUGAUGGUGAUUUGGAUCUAGUUAGACAAGGAUUUGCAAAGAGUGGAACUAACUGGGCAAUUAGCAAUACUGGUCACUUUUUAGAUGCAACACAAAAGGAUAUCUAUGUCGCACAAAACAAGAGUCCCCCCCUGCCCCCUGUUGAACUGUACGGAAAUGCACAUGUUUCCCCUAUUUCUCUGACCUAUUAUGCAUUUUGCCUGGGAAAUGGAACAUACACGGUGAGUCUCCAUUUUGUCGAGAUAAUGUUCACUGAUGAUCAAACAUAUAGAAGCCUUGGAAGGCGUGUAUUUGAUGUCUACAUUCAGGAACGGCGAAUGCUGAAGGAUUUCAAUAUUGUAACUGAAGCAAGGGGAGUUGGUAAGCUAAUCAUAAAAAAAUUUACUGUAAAUGUGACUAAUGGCACCUUAAAGAUUCGCUUCCAUUGGGCGGGGAAAGGGACAACUGCUAUACCAGAAAAGUCAGUUUAUGGUCCUCUAAUUUCAGCUAUCUCUGUAACUUCUGACUUUCAACCCCCAAGAAACAUCCCUGGAGCAGUUUUUGCUGCAAUUGUGGUCGCAGGAGUGAGUAUUGUCGUCCUGAUAUUGGGCAUACUCUGGUGGAGAGGUUACCUCGGAAAAAGAAACUCAUUAGCAAUUGAGCUAAAGAGCUUAGAUCUGCAAACUGGUUUAUUUACCUUGCGCCAAAUCAAAGCAGCAACGGAUAACUUUGAUGCAUCCAAUAAGAUUGGAGAAGGAGGAUUUGGUCCUGUUUACAAGGGCUUUCUAUCAGAUGGCACAAUGAUAGCAGUGAAGCAGCUUUCUUCUAAAUCAAAGCAAGGAAACCGUGAGUUCAUCAAUGAGAUUGGCAUGAUCUCUGCUUUGCAACACCCUUGUCUUGUUAAGCUCUAUGGUUGUUGUGUUGAGGGGGAUCAGUUGUUGUUGGUAUAUGAAUACAUGGAAAACAAUAGCCUUGCUCGUGCCUUGUUUGGGCCAGAGGAAUGCCGCUUAAAAUUGGAUUGGCCAAUGAGACAGAAGAUUUGUGUUGAUCUUGCCCGAGGUUUGGCUUUCCUCCAUGAAGAAUCAAGACUAAAGAUUGUUCACCGGGACAUCAAGGCCACAAAUGUGCUACUUGACAAAGACCUGAAUGCAAAAAUAUCAGAUUUUGGACUAGCCAAGCUUUAUGAAGAGGAAAAUACCCACAUAAGCACUCGAAUUGCUGGGACCUAUGGAUACAUGGCACCUGAAUAUGCAAUGCAUGGCUAUUUAACUGACAAAGCAGAUGUCUAUAGUUUUGGAAUCGUUGCUCUGGAAAUUGUAAGUGGAAGGAGUAACACUUCUCGCCGACAAAAGGAAGAAUGUUUCAAUCUUCUUAAUUGGGCACAUGUUUUGAAAGAGAAUGGCUAUUUAAUGGAGCUAGUUGAUCCAAGGUUGGGUUCAGAUUUUGACAGAGAGGAGGUAAUGGUGAUGAUCAAUGUGGCUCUCCUAUGCACUAAUCCAUCUUCAUCACUCAGGCCCUCCAUGUCUUCAGUGCUAAGCAUGCUUGAAGGAAGAACUGUAGUUCCAGAGUUCGUUUCUGAUCAAAGUGAGGAAGCAAGUAAGAUGAAGUUAGAGGCAAUGAGACAAUAUUACCGAGAGAUGGAAGAAAACCAGACGAAUGAUGAGACUGAAACUCAUUCCAAGAGCCUCUUGGGGAUGUCCGCUUCUUCAUCUACAUCAGCUGGAGAUCUCUAUCCUGUUCGCCUAGAUUCUUCCUACUUCGAGAAAAGAAAGUCUCAGAUAGAAGAAUAGGGGAAAACUCAGAUAGAAGAAUCACAGGGAAUUAAAUGGAACAAAAUAAUGAUUACAAAGUAGUUGUUUGGCAUGCCAUCAAGGAAUUAUGAAAUAAACUUUAUAUUUUAUCUAGAAAAAGUUAAAAUAAAUGUGAAAUAAUCUUUUCAACUCUGUCAAAGCCAAAAAUGAAGGGUAUAGAUGUCUAAAUGUUGAAUCAUAGAAGAUAUAGACGGCCAUGCAUUAAUUCAUGUCAGUUUAAAUCUGUAUUACACAACCAAAGUUAUAUAACAGUGGGGAUUGCCUUAUU